Messenger RNA from Zea mays, 4811 nucleotides. RefSeq names its product receptor-like protein kinase HSL1. Gene Ontology annotation, biological process: protein phosphorylation. Gene Ontology annotation, molecular function: ATP binding; receptor serine/threonine kinase binding; protein kinase activity. The coding region runs from base 1550 to 4573 and encodes 1007 amino acids. The transcript has 2 exons. The record is from RefSeq and is a predicted model, not a curated record. NCBI's taxonomy places the organism in Eukaryota, Viridiplantae, Streptophyta, Magnoliopsida, Poales, Poaceae.
UUCUAGUUGGUUUGAGAGGGAUUGUAUCAGUUCUCUUCUUUUUUUGUCCUUUCUAUUUCCCAUAUCAUGUUAAUGCCUGAUUGUUUUGAUGUACUCGGUUCAUUAAAUUAAAGGAAUUUAGGUUCAAAGAACAUUCGUUAAGCAGUGGCCAUAUUAGUUAUGCAUUGAGCUUCUUUGUUCAAUAAACUACAUAAUACACCAACUGUAAAGUACACAGCUAAAUUAGGUAACCAUAGAUGUACAUACAUAGAAGCAUAAACAUACAAUUACAUGUACACACAUAGAGAGUGUAUGUCUCAGAUUUUUUCCCCUAGAGAUAACAUAAGAGAUUAGUGCCACUAUAUUUCCUAUAUACAAACAUAUCUGGAUAUAUACACAUAUAUAUAUUGUCUAUAUCGAUUGUCUAGUACGAAUAACAUACAAGAAGCAAAGUAAGUAUCUUCGUACAAUCAUAAAUAAACAUCGCUUUAUUUCAAUUCAUUUCAAUUCCACAUGUUCCCAUAAUUAUAUAGCUAUGUACUCUUCUUUUAGCAAAAAAAGUAGUGUUCAUUUGGCCCAGACCACAUUUUUUUAAUCCUAAACAUUUUAGAUUUGCCAUACGUGCAAUCGAUCUUAUAUGACGUACAUAAACAUUUACACACAACACUUUUAAAAAUAAGAGAGAUCAUUCUAGAUUUUUUUUGGUUUGUUUGAAAUAUGGCCAAUCCAUAUCAAUCUUGUGUACAAGACUAUCCUAUGUUUCAUAUAGAAGGAAGAAUCUUUGAGAGGGCAGAUAGAGGGAUUUAGGCUAUCUUCAACAACUUUUUUAUUUUCAAUUUCAAUUUGUAAAUAGUGUUAUGUACAGUGUUAUUUACAUUGACGUGUGUCCCUGUUUUACACUAAAAAACAGCCUUAUUAAAUAGAAACACCGCAUUGGGUUGCAAGCUCACAUGCGAGUCGGGAAGAGGCCUACUGGUCAGCGACACAGCGCCAUCAGACAGGAUUUGGCAGUGGAGAACGUGUGAAAACAAAGACCGACACGCGAGGUCAAAGUCGUCGUCUCGCUCGAGGCCGACCACCACCACCUUGUUUUUACCCAGCCCACAUUAUUAAUUAACGGAACGUACAGUACCAGUCUCACACUCUCACUCUCCUCUGUUCUGCUCUGCUCUGCUGGAGGCUGGAGCUGCCUCUCUCGUCCCCACUUCUUGCGGCAGCGGGGAGCGGGCAGCAGCGCCGGCGAGUGACACUACUGUCUACUGCCCUCCAGCUCUCACCCGGCCAGUCUCUCCAGGUUCGGUUCCCCCCCCCCCCCCCCCCCCCCCCCCCCCCCCCCCCCCCCAACUUGGGCCGGGGCCCCCCCUCCCUGUUGCUUUCUCUGCUGGGUAGCUUCGCACUUGCUUCCCCCACCCCCCAUGGCCCCAUCUAGCCAUCUCCAUCACCACCACCAUUCCAUUCCCAUUCUCCUCCCCAUGCUCGCCCGUGCCGACGCCGACGCCGGCUCUGCCCCCACAAAGCGUACACAAACCUUCCUCUGAGCCACAACCACCCACGGCUCCAUAGAUCUGCCAUGGCUGCCAGUGCCUCCUUCCUCCCCAUCCUGCUCCUCCUCCUGCUCCUUGCCAAUGCCGUCCGCGCGCUCAACCAGGACGGCGUCCACCUGCUCGAAGCCAAGCGCGCGCUCACCGUCCCGCCGGGCGCGCUCGCCGACUGGAACCCGCGCGACGCCACGCCCUGCGCCUGGACGGGCGUCACCUGCGACGACGCCGGCGCCGUCACCGCCGUCUCCCUCCCCAACCUCAACCUCACGGGCUCCUUCCCUGCCGCCGCGCUCUGCCGCCUCCCGCGCCUGCGCUCCGUCGAUCUCAACACCAACUACAUCGGCCCGGACCUCGAUCCCGCCCCCGCCGCGCUCGCACGCUGCGCCUCCCUCCAGCGCCUCGACCUCUCCAUGAACGCGCUCGUCGGCCCGCUCCCCGACGCGCUCGCCGACCUCCCGGAUCUCCUCUACCUCAACCUCGACAGCAACAACUUCUCCGGACCCAUCCCGGACUCCUUCGCCCGCUUCAGGAAGCUCCAGUCGCUCUCCCUCGUCUACAACCUGCUCGGCGGCGGGGUCCCGCCCUUCCUCGGAGCAGUCGCCACGCUCCUGGAGCUCAACCUCUCCUACAACCCCUUCGCGCCGGGACCCGUGCCGGCCACGCUCGGCGGCCUCUCCGACCUGCGCGUGCUCUGGCUCGCCGGCUGCAACCUCAUCGGCCCCAUCCCGCCGUCCCUCGGCCGUCUCGCCAACCUCACAAACCUGGACCUGUCCACCAACGGCCUCACCGGCCCGAUACCGCCGGAGAUCACGGGCCUCGCCAGCGCGCUCCAGAUCGAGCUCUACAACAACUCGCUCACGGGACCCAUCCCCAGGGGAUUCGGCAACCUCAAGGAGCUGAGGGCCAUCGAUCUAGCCAUGAACCGCCUCGACGGAGCCAUCCCGGAGGACCUCUUCCACGCGCCCAGGCUGGAGACCGUGCACCUCUACUCCAACAAGCUCACGGGCCCCGUGCCGGACUCGGUGGCCAGGGCGCCCUCGCUCGUCGAGCUCCGCCUCUUCGCAAACAGCCUCAACGGCGCGCUGCCCGCCGACCUCGGCAAGAACGCGCCGCUCGUGUGCCUCGACGUUUCCGACAACUCCAUCUCCGGCGAGAUCCCCCGGGGUGUAUGCGACCGCGGCGAGCUUGAGGAGCUGCUCAUGCUCGACAACCACCUGUCGGGACACAUCCCCGAGGGGCUCGCCCGCUGCCGGAGGCUGCGCCGGGUGCGCCUCUCCAGCAACAGGAUCGCCGGGGACGUGCCCGACGCCGUCUGGGGCCUGCCGCACAUGUCGCUUCUCGAGCUCAACGACAACCAGCUCACGGGAGAGAUCUCCCCGGCAAUCGCCGGCGCCGCCAACCUGACCAAACUAGUGCUGUCCAACAACCGGCUGACCGGGAGCAUCCCGUCGGAGAUCGGGUCGGUGUCCAACCUUUACGAGCUGUCGGCCGACGGCAACAUGCUGUCUGGCCCGCUGCCGGGCUCUCUUGGCGGCUUAGCUGAGCUGGGCCGCCUUGUGUUGCGGAACAAUUCGCUGUCUGGGCAGUUGCUCCAGGGGAUCCAAAUCCAGUCGUGGAAGAAGCUGAGCGAGCUCAGCCUCGCGGACAAUGGCUUCACCGGAUCCAUACCGCCGGAGCUCGGUGACCUGCCGGUGCUCAACUACCUUGACCUCUCCGGCAACGAGCUUAGCGGCGAGGUGCCGAUGCAGCUGGAGAACCUGAAGCUGAACCAGUUCAAUGUGUCCAACAACCAGCUGCGUGGCCCGCUGCCGCCGCAGUAUGCCACGGAGACGUACCGCAGCAGCUUCUUGGGCAACCCUGGGCUUUGUGGAGAGAUCGCCGGUCUAUGUGCCGACUCGGAGGGGGGAAGGCUGUCAAGAAGGUACCGUGGCUCAGGCUUUGCCUGGAUGAUGCGCUCCAUCUUCAUGUUUGCAGCUGCCAUCCUGGUCGCCGGAGUGGCGUGGUUCUACUGGCGGUACCGGAGCUUCAGCAAAUCGAAGCUGCGCGUGGACCGCUCGAAAUGGACAUUGACGUCUUUCCACAAGCUCUCAUUCAGCGAGUACGAGAUCCUUGAUUGCCUGGACGAGGACAACGUGAUUGGCAGCGGCGCGUCCGGGAAGGUGUACAAGGCCGUGCUGAGCAACGGCGAGGUGGUGGCGGUGAAGAAGCUGUGGAGCACGGCGGUGAAGAAGGAGGAGGGCUCUGCAUCUGCAUCUGCUGCCGACAACAGCUUUGAGGCGGAGGUGAGGACGCUGGGCAAGAUUCGGCACAAGAACAUCGUGAAGCUGUGGUGCUGCUGCAGCUGCCGGGACUGCAAGCUGCUGGUGUAUGAGUACAUGGCGAACGGCAGCCUGGGGGACGUGCUGCACAGCAGCAAGGCGGGGUUGCUGGACUGGGCGACGCGGUACAAGGUUGCGCUGGAUGCGGCGGAGGGGCUGUCCUACCUCCACCACGACAGCGUGCCGGCGAUCGUCCACCGGGACGUGAAGUCGAACAACAUCCUCCUGGAUGCGGAGUUCAGUGCCCGUGUGGCGGACUUCGGGGUGGCCAAGGUGGUGGAGGGGGGGACCACCGCCAUGUCGGUGAUCGCCGGCUCGUGCGGUUACAUUGCGCCUGAGUAUGCAUACACGCUUCGUGUGACCGAGAAGAGCGACACCUACAGCUUUGGCGUGGUGCUGCUGGAGCUGGUGACGGGGAAGCCGCCGGUGGAUGUGGAGCUGUUCGGGGAGAAGGACCUGGUGAAGUGGGUGUGCAGCACGAUGGAGCACGAGGGCGUGGAGCACGUCCUGGACAGCAGGCUGGACAUGGGUUUCAAGGAGGAGAUGGUCCGGGUGCUCCACAUCGGGCUCCUGUGCGCGAGCUCGCUGCCGAUCAACCGGCCGGCGAUGCGGAGGGUGGUGAAGAUGCUGCAGGAGGUGCGCGCUCCGCCGGCGCGGGUGGUGGUGGACAGGGACGGGAAGCUGUCGCCGUACUACUACUACGAGGACGCGUCGUCGGAGCAAGGGAGCAGCUAGCGUGUAAUUGUCUUGCAUGGCAUUGAUUCCGGGCGGUAGGGUGGACGAAACAACAGCUAAUUGAUGACUUGCAUGGCCCUUGGUUGGUUGCAUUGCAUUGCAUUUGCUUUGCUAGCUACCAAUUCACAGCAUCAGAGAUGAACUGAUGCAAGCAUUCUACGAGCCUGUUCUUCUAAUGCUUCUAUGUUAUUUUGUCAUUAUAAAUUAGUCCGAAAAGCUAGCUUGACUUUAAUCUGAA